AUGUCUGUGGAAUUGCUCAAAUGGAUCAUGCUCGGAGUCAUGGCCCUGAUGACCAUCAUUUUCGGACUGCUUCCAAUUAAGGUGAGAUUUUUUCAUAGUUUUAAGAGAAGUAUUCAAAUCUAGAGCUGGCCUAAAACAUAAACUCUUCAGCUAAUCGACUAUCUGAACGCGCCGAACUCUGCGAUGCACAAGCACUCCUCCCUCCUUCUCUCCCUUUUCUCGUGUUUCGCCGGAGGAGUCUUCUUGUCCGUUUGCUUCCUCGACAUGCUACCCGAUUCGCUGUGAGUUCUCUUUUUGCUGCAUGAUUCGAAAAAGCUCGUUCGCAACCUUGUCACCAGAGUUGAGCGGAUGAAAUCUGGUUUUUUAGAAACUUUUUUCGUAGAAUGUGACAAAGUGACAAGAAUCUUGCGCACGAGAUUUAUCGAACCGCGUAGGCCCUGCUCCAAAUUUGCUCCGAUUUUAAAUUUUACAAAGCCCCGGUCUACAGAGAAGCCUGGGAGUCGGUGCGUCAGGACACCGGCUACCUCAGCGAUUACCCAUUCGUCCAGUUGAUCGCCCUCUGCGGAUUCUUCUUCGUCUACCUGACCGAAGAGCUGUCGAGUGUGAUCUGCAACGCCGGGCACGGACACUCGCAUUCGAACGAUCCGAUCAUGGAGUCGAAUGUGACGUUUCCGCGGGCCAGACUGGCGACUGUCGGCAGUAUUUUCAACGUGGAAGGCAACCUGGUGCAGCCGUGCAAGCGGUCCCUUCAGGUUAGCGAGAAAUUAAACGAAAACGCUCUGUGUUCCUGAAAAUUGAAAUUAGUAGCAAUGUGUCCAUUUCAAUUUCGGCUGAUAAAGAAUCGAGUUCGGACAGACUAGUGAUAAGCAAAUUUCUGCAAUUUUGACACUUUUUUAGGGCUACGACGAGGACGGCGAGGCGCCGAUCCGUCAAUCGAUAAUCUUCACGUCGGCCUUCAUUCUGCACGUCUUCUUCGAGUGCUUCGCGUUCGGAGUUCAGGAAGACGCCGUCUCGGUCACUUCCCUUUUCUUGGGAAUCGCCCUGCACAAGGCGAUAGUCAUGUUCUCGUUGGGCAUGAAAUUGACGAGAAGUCAUCCGCGCAGACGGUACGUCGUCAUGCUUCUCAUCUUCGUGCUGGCGGCGUUCAAUGUGAUCGGCGGGUCCGCGGGCAUUCUCAUCGAGAGCUCCAAUAUGAAUCAGACGCCGAAGGACAUUUGUACGGCUGUCCUCAUGAGUUUCUCCUUGGGCACUUUUAUUUAUAUCUCGUUCUUUGAGGUGAGUUUGGGGCAGAUUUAUGGAUUUUGUCUCUUAAAAAUCAGUGAGUCAAACUUUUCAUUUUUUUCAGAUGCUCGCCCCGGAACGCGCCAACAACCACUCGAACAUGCUCCAGUGGUGCGCCAGUGUUCUCGGUUUCGCCCUUUUGGCCGUCAACAUGAUUUGGGCCGCCUAA
Caenorhabditis sp. 36 PRJEB53466 is the source of this 1450-nucleotide messenger RNA. The record is from the annotation of a GenBank genome assembly. Lineage: Eukaryota; Metazoa; Nematoda; Chromadorea; Rhabditida; Rhabditidae.